AGCAGGCAGGCGCACGAGCAAGCGGGCAGGCGCGUGUCCGCGGCGGGGCGGCUGCGAGUGCGCGGCCAUGUGCGCCUAGCGCGUGCUGCCCUGGGUCGCGGGGCCGCGGCCGACCUCCAGCCGGGCAAAGUGAACAAAGCAUCGGAGACGGGUACAUCAGGCUCCCACGUAAGGAAAAGAUUGUGAUCAUCCACCAUGGCGUACGGCUUGCCAAGAAGGAACACAGUGCAAACCAUUUUGAAGGGCAGCUGUUAUAAAGUACAGGAACCAUGGGACCUUGCAGAGCUCACAAAGACCUGGUACUCAAACUUAGUGAACAUCAAGUUGCCAUUCUUGGGAGAAAUUGCCUUUGGUAGCCCUGUAAAGCUCGCCACAGUGUACCGAACCAACAAAGAGGGCCUGUUCCCUUCAGCACAAGCCGCGAAACUCGAAAAGGAGUAUGAAGCGAUGCGCCUAGCAAAGAUGAAAUGUCACGAGAAUGCUCAUGAGGAAGUCCAGGCUUCACUGCGGCAAAAGAAAGUCGGCUUGAGAAGACCGCUUCAACCCAAGUGACCCGCUGUGGUGCUGAAUGUGAACCUGUUUCCGGCAUCUGCAGGGAUGAAGGUCUCUGGUCCUGUCACGGUGUCCGAGUAGACACAGCAGGGCCUGUGGGUGACGGGGCCAGUGUUUCUGGACAUGGCUCGGCGGACACUCUGGCGGAACGCCCGGGUUCCUGCUGCACUUGUUCUGUGUGUCGCGUACAGCAGCCCUCCCUGUAAGUAGAUGAAAACGCACCUGGAGUUGU
Molecule: messenger RNA, 784 nt
Organism: Peromyscus leucopus (white-footed mouse)
Lineage: Eukaryota; Metazoa; Chordata; Mammalia; Rodentia; Cricetidae
Gene: C10H4orf36
Product: chromosome 10 C4orf36 homolog
Exons: 4
Coding region: 196-552 (118 amino acids)
Source: RefSeq, a predicted model, not a curated record